Molecule: messenger RNA, 579 nt
Organism: Trichoderma aggressivum f. europaeum
Lineage: Eukaryota; Fungi; Ascomycota; Sordariomycetes; Hypocreales; Hypocreaceae
Exons: 2
Coding region: 1-579 (192 amino acids)
Cellular component (GO): mitochondrial large ribosomal subunit
Molecular function (GO): structural constituent of ribosome
Source: RefSeq, a predicted model, not a curated record
AUGAUCUGCACCCGGUGCCUGCGCGCCACCGUCGUGCGCCGCCAAUUGCCCUUCUCACGACAAUUUUCAUCGUCGCUGCGCUUCUACUCGGCCGAACCGCAGCUGUCAACGCCCGUCGUCGACGCCGGCGAAGCACCAAAGCCCACGCCCACUUCAAGAUCCAUCUGCCCAGAGGGAACAGUGCUCAACGGGCUCAACUACACAAAGGGCGGGCAAGACCCCGUCGCCUUGAAGGAUGAGGACUACCCAGAGUGGCUAUGGUCAUGCCUAGACGUCAUGAAGAAGGCCGAUGCCGAAGAUGACAACCUCGGCGACGAGUUCUCAAAAUCCAAGAAACAGCGAAAACUCGCCGCCAAGCGCCAAAAGGCCCUCGAGGCCAAACUCCUCGCCGAGGGCAACCUCGAGGCCCUCGCGCCCAAGGUGCCGCUGCAGCAGCAGUCCAUCAACCUGCCCGGCGAGAAGAACGGCAGCGUCCUCGACAACAUUGCCGCGGCGGACAAGCGGGAGGAGCUGCGCAAGGCGAUGCGCAAGGAGAGGAGGGCCACGAUCAAGGAGUCCAACUACUUGAAGUCGAUGUAA